This is a messenger RNA of Colossoma macropomum (tambaqui), 530 nucleotides long. It is a transcript of the gene rpl22l1, whose product is annotated as ribosomal protein L22-like 1. Bases 34 to 414 code for a protein of 126 amino acids. The record is from RefSeq and is a predicted model, not a curated record. Gene Ontology annotation, biological process: cytoplasmic translation. The transcript is spliced from 4 exons. Gene Ontology annotation, molecular function: structural constituent of ribosome; RNA binding. NCBI's taxonomy places the organism in Eukaryota, Metazoa, Chordata, Actinopteri, Characiformes, Serrasalmidae. Gene Ontology annotation, cellular component: ribosome.
CGCCACUUCCUUUUUCGACUCGUCCUCUUCAGCAUGGCGCCGAAAAGACAGAUUGUGGUGAAAAAAAAGAACAAAAAGGGAGCUUCCUGGAAGUUCACCCUGGACUGCACUCACCCUGUGGAGGAUGGAAUCCUAGACUCUGCAAACUUUGAGACAUUUCUGAGAGAAAAGGUGAAGGUUAAUGGCAAAACAGGCAAUCUGGGCAAUGUAGUCCAGAUCGCUCGCCAAAAGAACAAGAUCAGCGUCACAUCAGAAAAGCAGUUCUCCAAGAGGUAUCUGAAGUAUCUCACAAAGAAAUACCUGAAAAAGAACAAUCUUCGGGACUGGCUGAGGGUGGUGGCCUCUGACAAGGAGAGUUAUGAGCUGCGUUACUUCCAGAUCAGUCAAGAUGAUGAGUCCGAGACUGAAGAAUGAAGCUUUAGUUGUGAAGAGGAUGAUGGUGUAUUGAAGUCCUGUACAAAUAGUCACAUCUUUUGUAUGCAGUUUGAUUGUUUGUAAAUAAAUGGACGGAUAUACACAAAAAUGGAAAA